Messenger RNA from Williopsis jadinii, 720 nucleotides. RefSeq lists its product as uncharacterized. NCBI's taxonomy places the organism in Eukaryota, Fungi, Ascomycota, Saccharomycetes, Phaffomycetales, Wickerhamomycetaceae. The transcript has a single exon. The coding region runs from base 105 to 371 and encodes 88 amino acids. The record is from RefSeq and is a predicted model, not a curated record.
GGAUCUUUUUGCUCUUAUCGAUGGGAGACCCACCGGCAAAGAACAACCAGCAGAGGAGCGAGAUUGAAAGAUUGAACAACUGAUAUGUACAGAGGCAAAUGAAUAUGGGCCCUGGUGGAUCACCACGAUACAUUAUUUGCAGAAGGAUGUGUCUCUCUUCACUGGUGCUCUUUUCCUCUCAGCAAGUCCCAAGUCCUCCCAACUCAAUAGGCCAGUUUUCUGUUGAUGCUCGGCUGUUUCUUGGUCAACCUUGGACGAGGUGGACUGAAACGGCACCCACUCUCACGACAAAUGUAUACCAAAUCCUUGAUUGCACUCCAACUGGAGGACGAUUGUAUUUGGACGCUGGAGAGAUUGUCCAAACCGUGUAAUGUGCCGUAAGCUCAAUGUGUCAACAUACAUCCAUACACCACGCACCCACCACCCAAACGUCCUUAUAACAUCAACAUCGUCCUCCUUCUGUAGCGUGUCCUCUCUCGCUUCACUCUAGAGCCCAUGUCAUCCCCAGCAAUGGCUAUUAACCAUACACACCACGGCCAGAAAAUCAGCUCGAGAGCACAUCGUCGUUCAAUUGACGAACAUCCAAGCACUGAACCGAUGUUACCGACGUGUAGCUAUACAGAACGCCAUGGCAUCCAUACAAUUGGAGCAACGGCGAGCCCACAACCAACAAUUGCGCAAGAGUCUCCACACUACAGUAGCAUAGGCCCCAUACAAGAG